Molecule: messenger RNA, 1440 nt
Organism: Trichogramma pretiosum
Lineage: Eukaryota; Metazoa; Arthropoda; Insecta; Hymenoptera; Trichogrammatidae
Exons: 3
Coding region: 114-1058 (314 amino acids)
Biological process (GO): regulation of transcription by RNA polymerase II
Cellular component (GO): aryl hydrocarbon receptor complex; nucleus
Molecular function (GO): transcription cis-regulatory region binding; nuclear receptor activity
Source: RefSeq, a predicted model, not a curated record
UAAAGCGAGCCUUGGGAUCGAGCCAAGGCAGAGAGAGAGAGACAAACUAGAGGGGAGGAGAGAGAAGCCUCCCUGCGUCGCAGAGCAACCCGAGAGCUGCCUGCCAAGCGACUAUGAAACGACUGGGGAUCCUUACGGCCGUCCAUACAGCCCAGGUGUUGAAUCGCAGCGCGACUACGACUACGACUACUACUACUACGAUAAAGAGUACGACUGCGUCGACUUCUACUACUGCCAGUGCUGACGCUGGUGCUAGUCAGACUCAGACCACCACUAGUACUACUGGGAUACCGUCGGUGCUACUGUCGAAUGUCGUCGCGGCUCAUCAAGACAGAGGCGGCCGGGAUCUCAUCUACAACAACAUGUCGAGCAAUAUACGCAACGGAGGCGGUGGCCGAUUCGAGAGCGAUCUACACGGCAACGUCAACAUAUUGCUCGGCGGGGCCAUGCUCGGAGGAGUGAUAAUGAUCGUGUUCUUCGUCUGCUACUGCUGCCACAAGAGCAUAAGGAAGAAUCGGCCGAGCGAGUACUCGCAGUACUGGCGCACCGAGCCCGACAUCAACAGCCUCGAGGUCUACACCAUGGAUUCGCACUCGAUGUGCUUCGACCGUAACGCGAUAUCGUUGGGCCACCAAAUCGUGCCGGAGGAGCUUCAUCAUCAUCAUCAUCAUCAUCAAAGCGCCGCGGCAACUGCAGCCAACAGCCUGUCCAACAGUCUGCCCGCUCGUCCUUUGACACCGGGACCGCCGCCGGCUUACGAGAGUCUGAUUUUCAAGCCGGGGGGCGCCGCCUCCGCCGCCACCACCGCCUCGUCGCCCUCCGACAAGAAACCCGAGCCGGCCUCUUUGUCGCCGCUCAGCUGUAUUCUGCCAGUGCCCGACGACGAGCAGCAGCAGCAGCAGCAGCAGCAACAAGAGCAGCAACAAGAGCAGCAACAGCAGCAGCAUCAGCAUCAGCACCACAGUAGCAGUCUCAAAGAGGUGGAGAGCCGAAGAGAAGACGAGGGAUUGCCCACGUACGAGGCUGCGCUCAAGCUCGAGGCGCACGGCUACGUUUAAUGCGAUACCUCGAAUGCUGCGAUACUCGUGGAAGCAACAAAAACGACAACAGCAACCACAAAAACUUUGACCAUUAAACCAAUGAGCUAAAACUAAAAGUGAACAUUUAAACUAUUCGUCGCUUGGCCUAAACGUCGACUUUAUACGUGUUUAAACGAUUACAACAACAACAAAAGAAACUUGUAAAUAUAACUCUAUGGAUCAAUAUCUCGUUUAUUUAUUUCUAAAUAAUAUAUUCAUCUAUUACGACGUAAGAUAAGGUUUCAAAGUAAGCAAUAAGCUUUGAUUGUUAAUUCUAAUCUUCUGAUCAUUUGUUUUUCAAUAAUAAUAAUGGGCAGAAACAUAGUAGCGAAUUUUUAAUCGAUUCGUUUGUUAAAUUACA